AACCCUCUCCUCACGUUCAGUUCACCCCAAGCUAUCACUGCGGUCGGUCGGUUGCAAAGCACACGUUCUCCAUCACCGAUUACACGCGUGUACAUAGCAACACGCUGUCGAUGGGUUUGCUUAUACGUUCGAGUUCGACUCGGUGUUCGACUCGCCGCUAACAACGAUGCUCGCUGCCUGUCGAUCGGGUUCGUUCGUCGCCGACUCGAUGAGAAUACGAAGACGCGGUUGAAACGAUUCUGUUUCGAGCCUUCGCGAUACCAAGCGAAACACCGGAAUUCAAUCGAUCCAUGGUGGAUCGUGAAUCUCACCGAUAUCCUGAUGCAAAAAUCCGCAAGGGUCUCCGUUCUCACUGAACACAAGUGGAAAGUGUUGCGGUGGUUGUCGCAGUGGCUCUGAAGAUUGUUAUUUACCAAACAGCCUCGGCGGAACCAGUUACACGCAUAGGAGAAAACGCGUGGCGGUCUCUGCUCCGACAUCUAGCUUCCUUAAUGUAAUUGAUUUAAGCCACGGCCACGACCGCGACGGUGAGCUCUCUUGCGACGAUGAGACGCAAAUCCCAGGUCGCGCCUUCUUGCUUCUUGCUGCUGUCGCUGUCGAUCGCCUCGACCUACAUCGUCCCUGUCGCUGGUCAUAAACACACGAGGCGACACCGAGACUUCACAGCGGCCGAAAGCUACGAUGUGUCAUCGUCCAGGAUCGACAGCCCCUCGAUGACGAUAUCGCCGGCGAUCGAUCGAUCCUCCCUAACCGAGGAGUCAUACUUCCCUGAAAUUGAUCCCUGCGCAAAGAAAUAUUGCGGGCCCGGAAGGGAAUGCGAGCGUUCGCCCAACGGCACCGUGGCCCUUUGCGGCUGUGUGCGAAAAUGUCCACGAAGGCAUCGACCUGUUUGCGCGAGCAACGGACAAAUCUAUACCAAUCAUUGCGAACUCCACAAAGCGGCCUGCAUCUCUGAGUCUCCUCUGACCAGAAGCAGACUCGUGAGAUGUCUCCACCACGAUAUCGAAAACGCGCACACACGAAGGACCAUGCACGCGAACCGAACGUCACCCAAGCCUGAGAACAUCGUCUCUUAUCCGAGAGCCAGGGAUCACGAGAAGGAUGACUUGAAAGAUAACUUGAUCCCGGAGAAGGACGAUUUCGACUCGAAAGGCUGCACGAACCAGGAAUACGAAAUAAUGAAGGAUAAUUUGCUUCUCUAUAACCACGCGAGAUUAAUGGCCCAAGAUAACCAUAGCAAGGAAUACCUUGUCAGUAUAAUGUUUUCGCACUACGAUCGGAAUAACAACGGGAACUUGGAACGCGAGGAGUUGGACCAGAUCGCGGAGAACGAAGAUUUAGAAGAGCUGUGCAAAGGCUGCAGUCUGGGACACAUGAUCAGUUACGACGACGCGGACGGCGAUGGGAAACUGAACGUGAACGAAUUUUACAUGGCGUUCAGUAAACUGUACAGCGUUUCGGUAGUGUCUCUCGAUAAAUCUCUCGAGGUGAAUCACAUAUCCGCGCGAGUGGACGAUAACGUUGAAAUCAAGUGCGAUGUCACCGGUACACCGCCACCGCCAUUGGUGUGGCGACGGAACGAAGCCAAUCUGGAAACUCUGAACGAGCCUGAGAUACGAGUGUUCAGCGACGGCAGUCUCUACCUAACGAAAGUGCAGCUGAUGCACGCUGGAAAUUAUACCUGCCACGCCAUCAGGAACCAGGACGUCGUGCAAACACACGUACUGACAAUACAUACUGUCCCCGAGGUGAUAGUAACGCCGCGGUUACAAUCGAAACGCUUGGGAGAAGAGGCGAUCGUAAAAUGUCACGUGGCCGGUGAGCCUCUGCCGCAGGUAGAGUGGCUGAAGAAUGACGAACCUUUGAACCUCGAGCAACCGGGCAAAUACGAUCUCAUUGGCAACGGCACCAAACUGAUCGUCAAGUCUAUCGAUUACGCCGACACCGGAGCCUACAUGUGCCAAGCGAGCAGCGUCGGUGGUGUCACCAGAGACAUCAGCAGUCUUGUCGUUCAAGAACAACCUACGUCCACAGCCGCAAGCGAGGAGCGCAGGUUCUUCUCUUUCCACGAAUGGGGCAUUUUGGUGUACGAGCCUUCCACGUGUCGGCCACGACACGAGAUUCGAUCGACGGACGUUAUUCCUGGAACUCAAGAACGCGUUUGCGGAAUCACAGAUGUUCCGUGCUCCUGGGGACGUGCCAUUAACGUUGCAAACCGGUACGUUUACGUCAGCCAACCCGACAAAGACCGGGUACUGGUUAUUAGCAAGAUACAAAUGGUUAUAGUAGAUGUGAUACCCACUGAUAAGAAUCCUGUUCAACUCUGGUACGUAGCUUCCCUCGAUCAAGUGUGGCUAUUAAAUUGGCGAAAUGAAAAGGACAUCGGUGUGAAAACGGUACAAGUGAUCGAGGAUGCUGGUCAGAAGAAGAAACACAAGGCUAUCCGACCGGAGCCAAUCGAUGCACAGUUUGAUAUCAUCGAAAACAUUUAUAUAGCAGAACCACAAGAUAUCGAUCAUCCAUUCAAGUACGGUUACGUGAGUCACACGGACCAACGCAGCAUGUACAAGCUCGAUCUAAAGAACAUGAAAUACACGCGUGUCGCUGAUUUCAGUUCUUACAAUUGCGUUCCAAAGAACGUCCAAUUCUCGGUUCUUUAUGGUUUUGUGAUAAUCGAAUGUCGGGAACCAGUUACCAAUCGUCCGACGGGUCAACUACUGUUGGAUUAUCUCACCGACACAGUUCUUGUUCACAAACCGAAACUCCUAGGACGGCCAACGAUAUCGCCCGAUUCCAGGCACCUUGUCACCUUAGACAAACAAGACACAGGCGUGACUCUGGUCGUGCAAGAAAUAUCAUCUGAAGGCUUAAAAUUCGCAUUUGACGUGAAGACGACAUUGAAUAUCAGCGACAUCGCCCUUUAUCCGUCACAGACGACGCACGGUUAUGACAUCUAUGCGUCAUCCAUCGACAAAGAGGACAUCCUCUUCCUCGAUUUGUCCACUGGCAAAGUUGAAAUGAUAACAGGUGUAGGAAAAGCCACGCCGCCAAAUUUAACCAAAUGGGGAAACCCGAACAGACCGAUCGUACAAAGCGGCGUGUUUGGCAAAUACAUGGUCAGUCCAUCAAACGACGCGCUCUUUAUCCUGAACGGUGAAACCCGAACGAUAAACUGCGAAAUCGGUGGCCUAGUACAUCCCGGAGCAGUGGUAUGGUUUACAGUAUCUUUACGUUAAACAAUCGAAAAUUCUGGCAACGAUACGCAGAACGUCUAGAUAGAUAACAAUAGCGAAAUACUGGGAUACAGAUAUCGUGCAUCGUCGCAUUCUUUCAUCGAGAAGAUAGUGUAAACGGUUUUCGGUGUUCAUUCUUUCUUUCUUUUGAUUCUUUAAAUUAGACGAAGAUGCGGUUCAAAGAAAUUUUCAGUAAUAUAUUCAAACACCGACACCAUUAUUCGUCGUUAUCGUUAAACCAUUAAGAAUUUUCCGGUACCGAUCUUCAGUAAUUAUGCCGCAUUUGCGACACCAUCGUGCGAACAUUUUGAUCGUUAUUAUAAACGCGAACAUUUGCUCGCGAAACGUUAUCGAUAAGACUUUUUAAUGUACAUACAUACAAAAGAUCGUCUUUUACAUACAGUUAAUGUACCUAAUCGUUACUCUAUCGGUGGCCUUAGUUUUCCUCAAUUUUCGUAUAUCCUCCAUGUUUGUAUCUAUAUAUUUCUAACCUUUUUUUUUUAAACUUUUAAACUAGAACAGUUUUCGCGGUAUUUUCGCCCGAAUGAAUAGCCAUCUAGCGUUUAAGAAACCGAACUAAUUUUCGGAGUUUGGUCAGCGCUUCUAUCGGGAAAACGCUCAAGUUUGUCCUUGAUAGUUCCUUUUUUGACUGUUAGAUGGCGCCACUUACACUGUUCUUUUUUUACCGACAUGAUGGUAAUUUACCACAGGUCGGUAAAAAUCCGCGAGAAUGGCGCCAUCUAGCAGUUAGAAAAGGAACUAAUCGAGAACACACUUGAGCCUUUUCCCGAUAGAGGCGCUGAUCAUACUCAGAAAAUAGUUCGGCAUGUUCACCGCUAGAUGGCGACACCGAUUUCCCGCGGGAAAUUCGAAUUUCUUUUUAUGCGGAUUUAGUGAUUACUUUAAAACAUGAUUCGUAAGUUUUACGUUGAUUUGGUACUCGAAACCAAAACAUAAAAACGUUUAUUGUGGGCUGUCUUUUAAAGAUAUAUAUAUAUAUGUCGCGGACAUUUUUGUUGAACUUUUUAUGCUCAAUAAUUCUUCCGUAAACUGUUUAGAGAUAUCUUUAAGCGUGAGCAAAGAAGUUUUUUCGUCACUAGCUUCGUUAAAAUUCGUAUCGUAUUCGGCUCCCUUUUAUCAUAGAAUAAUGUUUCAUAAACGUAUACCUUCCUUGAGAAAUGCUUCAUAAUAGUGAAAACCGCAUAAAAACCCGUCAAAUGGUUCUGGAGAUUAGCCCGAACAAACAGACAGACGCCUACCAGGAACUUUAUUUUAAUAUUAUGUAGGGAUAUUUCGAAUAAAUUUUCAAUGGCUAUAAACUAUACAACUAGUUUCCGAGACAGCGAUCCAUGAUAUUCGUUAUAUCGUACUAUCUAAUACAGAUAGUAAAUUUAACACACGGUUUUACUGAUACCUGAAAAACUUGGGAACCUGACGUUUUUAUUUACAACGACACAGUUGAAAUUCUUUUGAAACGAUGUUGGGAGUCAAUAAUAUAUUAUGAUAUAUAUAGUCAAUAUAUAUAUAUUAUUAUAUAUUGCUAGCUAAUUAAUUGAUUAGAAAUCGAAGAAUAAUCACUUACAAGAUCCGAGUGAACACAAAAAUAUAGUACAGUAUAGUCAUCUCUAAUUGGGGCGAGAAUUUUUACAAUAAAACGUUCGAACGUGUAGGAUGACGAUAUUAUAAUACAGUUAUCGGGCCACAAAUAGCACACUGACAACGGGUAUGAUGAUUAUGUAUUAUACGCAUGCGUGUUUCAUCUUUGUGCGCGUGCGUGUGUGUAUGUGUGUGUGAAUACGAGCAUUAAUAUAUACAUAUAUACAUGUAUACAUAUACAUAAAUAUAUAUACAUAUAUUUAUGUAUACAUAUAUAACAAGUAAAAUGAAUAUCUUGUAACAAAAUUACAACAAAACUAAUUUAAUAAAUAAUCUGCAAAUACAACGUUCGUUUUUGCUACGCAAUGUACAUGCAGAUUACAAAUAGAUGUUAGCAGUCUUGUAUCCGUUCGAGUAAAAAUGAAACGAUGAUACAGUGAAUGUUUACAAUCUAUCGUUAAACGGGCAUAUUUUUAAGUGUCUUCUAGUCGUAACGUUCACCUUUUAUUCGCUAAUAAAUUACGUCUGUUCAAAA
Molecule: messenger RNA, 5364 nt
Organism: Hylaeus anthracinus
Lineage: Eukaryota; Metazoa; Arthropoda; Insecta; Hymenoptera; Colletidae
Gene: Fstl5
Product: follistatin-related protein 5-like
Exons: 18
Coding region: 546-3236 (896 amino acids)
Biological process (GO): dendrite self-avoidance; homophilic cell-cell adhesion; axon guidance
Cellular component (GO): plasma membrane; axon
Molecular function (GO): calcium ion binding; cell-cell adhesion mediator activity
Source: RefSeq, a predicted model, not a curated record